AUUACCUCCCCCAAAAUGCGCCCUCCAUUCUCCUCCUCCUGCUCCUGUUCCUGCUCCUCUCUCUCUCUCUCUUAUUCAAUUCCCAAUCCCCUCGCUCCCUCACGCGCCGACGCAAAGAUGCCGUAUUGCGAGGUCGGAGUCCACCAAUCCUCCCCCUCCGCGGCCGCAUCCUCCGCCGUCGUUCCCGUCGAUAGUCCCAUCAACAAUGAGAUAAAGCUAUUCUAUCAAACCUACGGUCGCGGCACUACUAAAGUUCUCCUCAUCAUAGGAUUGGCUGCCACGCACGAGGCGUGGGGCCCACAGAUAGAUGCCUUCACCGGAACCACCAUCCCUAACGACGACGUUUCGAGCGGAGAUGACAAUGAAUGCGGUGAGGGUAUCGAGGUUUGCGCGUUUGAUAAUCGGGGCGUGGGAAGGAGCUCCGUGCCAGUCCAAAAAUCCGAAUACUCAACCACGAUCAUGGCGAAGGAUGCAAUUGCAUUGUUAGAUCAUCUAGGUUGGAAGAAAGCCCAUGUUUUUGGGCACUCAAUGGGAGCUAUGAUAGCUUGUAAAGUAGCAGCAUUGGUUCCUGAUAGAGUUCUCUCCUUGGCAUUGCUCAAUGCAACAGGGGGAGGUUUUCAAUGUUUUCCAAAGCUUGACCGACGAACAUUCUCUGUCGCUUUCCGUUUCUUGAAAGCAAAGACUCCUGAGCAAAGGGCUGCUGUUGACUUGGACACCCAUUACUCACAGGAAUAUCUUGAUGAAUAUGUUGGAACCGAAAAGAGGAGAGCAAUAUUAUAUCAGCAAUAUGUCAAAUGUAUAUCAUCAUCUGGAAUGCAAUCUAGCAGUGGUUUUGAUGGCCAAAUGCAUGCAUGUUGGACACAUAGUGUGACUCAACCAGAUAUUGAUGCAAUGAAAUCUGGAGGUUUUCUUGUUUCAGUCAUUCAUGGAAGGCAUGACAUAAUUGCUCAGAUUGAUCAUGCAAAGAGACUUGCUGAGAGGCUUCACCCGAUAGCCAGAAUGGUUGAUCUUCAUGGAGGUCAUUUAGUGAGUCAUGAGCGGCCUGAAGAGGUUAAUCAAGCACUGUUUGACUUGAUCAAGGCAGCAGGAGAGAAUAAGAGCCCACAUGAUUGGACUAAUUUGUCGACGAACCAAUCUUGGUUGAAAGAGAACAGAAUGUUAUUUCUCAGAACAAUUCAGGGUGGAAGCCGUGUCUCCUUUAAAUUUUCCCUAAUAGAAAAACUCUAUCUUUGCCUACUAUACUUGUUUGGUAUCCUCGUUUUAGCAUUCGAGAACGGAAGAAAGCUUCUAAGAAGCUUAAAACCAGUUCGAGUUGGAUGUUCCCCUUCAUAUGUUAAUGUUGAUAGUUCAUAACCUCUUCUUUUUUGGUGGUUGAAUAUUUAAUUUUUAUAUCCUCAACGUGAGAGAUCUCAGCACUCGUUGUGCAAGAUGAGGCUCAUGUAUUGCGGCAAUGUAGAUUCUGUGUUUUCUACAGGAGUAAAGGGUUUCUUCUUAGGAAAAGUUCGAAGAGGAUUCUAGCGUGACCUAACAUUUCCCUUCAUUGGCUAAAUUCAGAGUCAGAGAAGAUGAUGGAUGAUUAUCAUUCAUUUUGUAUACCAUAAUUUUAUAUUAACAAUAACAAUUAUCCCCAAAAAAAAAAAAAAACAGAGAGAGAGAGAAAGUAUAGUUCCUCCCUACCAAUUACCAAAUACUUUUG
Arachis ipaensis is the source of this 1696-nucleotide messenger RNA. RefSeq names its product alpha/beta-Hydrolases superfamily protein. The record is from RefSeq and is a predicted model, not a curated record. Lineage: Eukaryota; Viridiplantae; Streptophyta; Magnoliopsida; Fabales; Fabaceae. Gene Ontology annotation, molecular function: catalytic activity.